AUGGUCUCUUUCACCACCUUCGCUGCUGGUCUCGUCGCCAUCUUCGCCUCUUCUGCCAUGGCUGCCCCUACCAACGCUGCCGCCGCCGCCUCCGGCCCCUCUGCCGGCCUCGGCGCCUGCGGCCAGCUCCACCAGGACAGCGAGUUCGUCGUCGCCCUCUCCCACGCCGACUUCGACCCCCAGACCCCUGGCGGCAACCCCAACAACAACCCCCUCUGCGGUCGCCGCCUCCGCGCCAGCUUCGAGGGCAAGUCCGUCAAGGUCGCCGUUAUCGACCGCUGCCCUGCCUGCUCCGCCGGCAGCUUGGAUCUCAGCCCCGCUGCCUUCUCGCAGCUCGCUGAUCUCGGCCGUGGCCGCAUCCAGGGUUCUUGGGUCUGGCUCUAA
This is a messenger RNA of Podospora anserina S mat+, 384 nucleotides long. RefSeq lists its product as uncharacterized. NCBI's taxonomy places the organism in Eukaryota, Fungi, Ascomycota, Sordariomycetes, Sordariales, Podosporaceae. The transcript is spliced from 2 exons. The record is from RefSeq and is a predicted model, not a curated record. The coding region runs from base 1 to 384 and encodes 127 amino acids.